Molecule: messenger RNA, 904 nt
Organism: Helianthus annuus (common sunflower)
Lineage: Eukaryota; Viridiplantae; Streptophyta; Magnoliopsida; Asterales; Asteraceae
Product: DNA-directed RNA polymerases II, IV and V subunit 11
Exons: 7
Coding region: 344-694 (116 amino acids)
Biological process (GO): transcription by RNA polymerase II
Cellular component (GO): RNA polymerase II, core complex
Molecular function (GO): protein dimerization activity; DNA binding
Source: RefSeq, a predicted model, not a curated record
GGAGCUAAAAAAAUUUGUAUGAAAAAACCAAUUUCUUUAGCCAAACCGAUUUCAACCCGAUCCAAAUUGGUUUGAGUGAGUUAGGUUUUUCAACCCUAAUGUUGAUUCUCAACCCGAAUCGGUUUGAGCCAAACCAUUUUGAGUCCAAUCCAAAACAAACCGGUUUGGUUUAUAAAUCAAAACCGGUUUGUGCCCAAACCGAGACCAUUUAGCCCAUAAGACAUCGGAUAUCCGCAUAAUCUCGGCUCGGCCACUCCUCUCUGUCUUGGAGAAUCCAGUGAUUAGGUUUAGCCGCUUCAAGUUGCACCGCAUUCUGUAUUUGUGAUUUUGAGAGGAGAGAGCCAUGAAUGCACCAGAUCGUUACGAGCGAUUCGUUGUUCCGGAGGGCACAAAGAAGGUUUCCUAUGAAAGAGACACUAAGAUCAUAAAUGCAGCUUCUUUCACUAUCGAGAGAGAAGAUCACACUAUAGGAAACAUUGUUCGCAUGCAGUUGCACAGAGAUGGGAAUGUUCUGUUUGCUGGUUACAAGCUUCCUCACCCUCUUCAGUACAAAAUUAUUGUUCGUGUCCACACAACUAGCCAGUCUUCUCCAAUGCAGGCCUAUAAUCUGGCUAUCAAUGAUCUCGACAAAGAACUUGAUCAUCUCAAGGCUGUAUUUGAGGCUGAGGUGGCAAGGGUUUCUGGGGAGUACUGAUGAUUUUAAUUAGGCGUAGCGUAAUCUUAGAAUGUUUGAUCACAAAUUAUGAACUAUUUAAUUUCGGUAUGUUAUGUUGAUGUCGACUCCUGCAACCGAAGUCAUGUGUUUCUAUGAUCGAUUCUGUAAGUCAAAAACUUGGGUUUGAAUAGUUUGUGCUUAUAUGUGCUUUCAGUUAAAAGCUUAUCGUAAUUUUCGUAUUAUAGUUUA